Messenger RNA from Apis mellifera (honey bee), 4951 nucleotides. RefSeq names its product neprilysin-1. Gene Ontology annotation, cellular component: plasma membrane. NCBI's taxonomy places the organism in Eukaryota, Metazoa, Arthropoda, Insecta, Hymenoptera, Apidae. Gene Ontology annotation, biological process: protein processing. The coding region runs from base 1951 to 4320 and encodes 789 amino acids. The transcript is spliced from 14 exons. Gene Ontology annotation, molecular function: metalloendopeptidase activity. The record is from RefSeq and is a predicted model, not a curated record.
GAUAUUAAAGUGAUAGUGGUCCGUUUGGACAACGCAUUGAAUUCGAGACGUCGCUUGUUGCAUUCGUGAUAUCGUAAACAAUUGGAGAUGCUCAAGUGGGUGGCACUGUGCACGCCACCCUUCCGCUCUGCGGCAUGAAUUCCGUGGUGGAGGAAUUUUGGACAGCUUCUAGGAGACUUUAUCUUGGCGAUAUAUUUUUUUUUAACAUCCCCAUAAGAAGUCCUCGUCUCGUUUCAAAAAAAAAAAUCAAACGACAAGCAACGAAAUAUUUGAUAAGCCAAGUACUCGAGCUACUAAAAUAACCAUACACCGGUAUCACAUGAAUUGAUAUAAACUAGAUUUAUUAAUAGAAAAACGGAGACAUCGAUCGAUGCUUAAGGCCGUACGUAUUGGUUCAUCUUCGUUUUACAACCAGCUUCAAAUUGAUCGGAUUAAAUCAAUUAAACUGGCCAAUUACACGAGAAUAACGAUCAAAAUUUGUGUAACAUCCCAUCCGUAAAAAUCGAUGUUUACAUAAUCGAUAAAAAUUAAGAAAAAUAACGUUAGAUCGAUUGAAAAUUUUUAGAUCGAAAACUCGAGUGUGUGAAUUCAAAUUACUUCCAGUGCUUUCGUAUAUCGAGAAAGAAAUCUGUAAGAAAUAAUAAAAAAUAAUCGAAAAUGUGCCGGACAAUGGCGCGGGAAGGGGGAUGGAACGUCGAGGAGGGUGAAUUUGUGCAGUAAGCGGACGACCAUGUCGAUGUACGCACCCCUCUGAUCAACGAACUGUGUCAACCCCCCCCCCCCCCCCUCCCCAAGGUAGAACGGUCGAAGACGCUCGAGGAACAUUAAUACGUCACGCGUCCCAUGCGUGCGUUACAUUUUGAAUAUCGAAUCGGAGCAGAAAUUGGCCUGAAUGAGAUGCAAAUUUCAGAUUUUCAUCACACGCCGUUAGAUAUUUCGAGAGAGAGAUUGUAUGUUGGAAACUUAUUUUAUAUAUUAUUUCACGCUUUCGAUUUAAAAUGGAAUAUUUCUCUUAUCGUGAUCGACGAUUUAUUUGAGAAAAUUCAAUCACGAAGAAGGGAAAAACGUAUAUAUAUUAUUAAAAGUAAACGACAACAUCUUGUAGUAUCUCGAAUUGCUAAUAAUAAAGCUAAGUGAACGAAUAAACGAAACUGAAAGGAAAGAGAUAAAAGAAGGUGUAAAUUUCUCGCUUAAAAGAGAAAGCUUAAUUAAUUAAAUUAAAGCUUCGAGAGAAAAAGAAAUAGAAAUUAAGGAAAAUAUAUAUAUUUAUAUACGCGAUAAAUAAACACGGGAGAUGAUAAAAGAUCGUGGAAAUUGGAUAGAAAAAGCGAUGAUCUGUUCAAAACCCCCACCCCGGUGGCCUGGCUCGAAUUGUAAACAAAAUCGGAGGUUGAGGGUGAGGAAGAGGGCGAGUGGAGGGGGCAGGGAGAACGGAGGUGGUAGGUGUCGGUGGUAUACUCGCCAGUAGCACGGCGGUCACAGAUCCUUUCGGAACACAGAAAAGCUGGCCGACCUUCUUCAUCCUCUCCGCGUCUCAUCGCCGACGACGAUGGAUUGGCACUCGAUCAUCUCGAUUCGAUUUCUUCCUCUGAAUUCUAUCUGAAAUCGAUGAAUUGAGAGUAGAUCGUAUUUCUCCGUAAUUUUUUUUUUUUUUUUUGUUCCCAACUCGAGGAAGAUAAAAAUUCUCGAAGUGACUGUUUUGCCUUGUUUCUUUCGAACGUGUUGAACGAGAUUAAAAAUAAGAAAAUUCGAGAAAGAAAGGAAAGAAAGAAAGAAAGGAUGUGUUUAUCGAGGAUCGAUGAUCGAUCGGCCGCGGCGGAUCGAGUGUAGCCGCGAUGCCAACAUUGCACCGGUCGUUGACACAGUUCCCCGCUUCAAAUUCGGCCCGGUGUGUCUAAACCGCCCCCCCAGUUGAUCCAGGGAUUUUGAUUAUCACUUGGUUGAGAAAGGAUGAAGGCUGAAAGCAACAACGGGUACCUGAAAACGAGCGUGAUCGUGGAGCAGAACGAGAUAUCGCUUGGUUCCGGUCAGGAGACACCUGCCACCAGUCCUCUUCAGGUGACUUAUGGCCCCCGUGGAAGCACAACGACCACGGUCCUUCAGCAUCCUGGGAACAGGCGGAAGUCGCUAGGAAUAACGCGGGCUACGUCAAUCAGGCGAAGAGGGCCGGCCAACAGGCAGCAAUUGCUCGGUGUGCUCGCCGUCACACUCCUCGCCACUUGUCUUUUUAUUCUUCUGCUGUUGGCGUUGAACACGAGCCGCGAAUGCGUGCAAGAGCCCCGUCCAAACGUUUGCAUGACAGAGGAAUGCAUCAGAACAGCUGCCAGUCUACUUUCGGCGAUGGAUCGGACAGCAGCGCCAUGUGUAAAUUUCUUCCAAUACGCGUGUGGAACAUGGAACCGUCGUCACGUGAUCCCAGAGGAUCGAAGUUCGAUCAGCACGUUCGAAGUGUUGGCCAAUCAGUUACAAGUGAUUCUGAAACGCAUCCUGGAGGAACCACCGAACAACGAAGACAACAACGCCACCUUGAAGGCGAAGAUGUUCUACAAGUCUUGCAUGGACAUCCCUCGUAUAAGAGAGAUAGGAGAUACACCGUUGAGAAAGACGUUAGAAUUUCUUGGCGGUUGGCCAGUAGUGGUUGGACCAUCAUGGAAGCCGCCUCCAUAUUCCGUCGAGGUUUUGCUAGGUCGAUUGAGAGGACAGUACAACGAGGGAGUGUUGUUGGAACAAUGGGUCGGUCCAGAUGACAAGAACUCCUCAGCCAAUAUCCUCCAGCUGGAUCAGAUGCAAGUAGCGUUGCCAAGUAGAGACUAUUACUUGAAGAAGAGCAGUGAGUCUCAACUACACGCGUAUCAUCGUUACAUGACAAACGUUGCUGUGUUGAUGGGUGCUAAUAGACAGACAGCUGUCGAGGAAUUCAAUCGCGUGAUCAAUUUGGAGAAACAAUUAGCAAAUGUGUCGAUACCAGAGGAUGAUAGACACGAUACGUCCGCUAUUUAUCGGAAGUUGACAUUGCGUGAGCUGCAGCGAGAAAUUCCACAAUUGAAAUGGCACGAGUAUCUUCAAGAAUUCAUCAAUUCUCCUAUAACGGAAGAAGAGCCCAUUGUUGCGUAUGCCAUGCCAUAUUUCAUGCAAAUGGGCCGUAUCGUAAAAAGAACGGAUCGCAGAACGUUGCAUAAUUACAUAUUGUGGAGAUUGGUCAUGUCCAUAAUGCCUCACAUGAUAGACGAAUAUCAGCAAAAGAGAGUCGAAUUUCGGAAGAUACUAUUGGGUAUAUUAAGUGAGAGGGAUAGAUGGUCUCAAUGUGUUGAAUGGACGAACAAAAAGCUUGGUAUGGCCGUGGGUGCACUUUUCAUUCGUGACAACUUCAAUCAUGAAAGCAAGGAGACGGCACUCGAGAUGAUUCGUACCAUACGAGAGGCAUUUAACGAGUUAUUGGCCGAAAAUCAUUGGAUGGAUAAUGAAACUAGAACCGUGGCCAAGAACAAAGCUAACUCAAUGAAUGAAAGAAUUGGAUAUCCUGAGUUUUUAAAAGAUCCUGUUGAACUUUCCAAGGAAUACGUAAUGUUAAACAUUACCGAGAAUCAUUUCCUUGAGAACGUGCUAGCUGUGUUGAGGUACGAUGCUUAUCACAAUUUGGAAAAAUUGCGAAAACCGGUUGAUAAGGACAAAUGGUCAACAGAGCCAGCCGUGGUGAAUGCCUUCUACAAUCCGAAUAAAAACGAUAUUGUUUUUCCCGCGGGAAUCCUUCAGCCACUCUUCUACUCCCAGCAUUUUCCAAAAUCGUUGAACUAUGGUGGAAUAGGUGUGGUGAUUGGCCAUGAGAUUACUCACGGUUUUGAUGAUAAAGGACGUCAGUUUGAUAAGGAUGGAAACAUGAUGCAAUGGUGGAACAAUGCCACUGUGAAAGCUUUCAGGGAAAGGGCUCAAUGUAUUGUGGAUCAAUAUUCAAGGUACAAAUUGCAAGAGGUUGAUCUGUACAUCAAUGGAAAGAUGACUCAAGGAGAGAAUAUUGCUGAUAACGGAGGACUCAAACAAUCAUUUCGGGCAUACAAGAAAUGGGUGUCGAUACAUGGCGAAGAACCGUUACUUCCUGGUGUAAAUCUCACUCAUGAUCAGUUGUUUUUUUUGAACUACGCUCAGAUAUGGUGUGGAUCCAUGAGACCAGAAGAUGCAUUGACGAAAAUACGAAGCAGCGUUCAUUCACCAGGCCCAAUAAGAGUUCUGGGUCCCUUAUCCAACAGCGAAGACUUUGCCAGGGCCUAUGAUUGUCCUCCAGGCUCACCGAUGAAUCCAACUCAAAAAUGUAACGUUUGGUAAUGCAGAAUUCUUUGAAAGAAAAAGAAUAAACAAACAAAUAUUUGGAUACUUGUGGCGAUAUUCAACUCCACAAUUAUAUUUCGUGCCAUAAGAAGACUUUAAUCAUCUUAUUGACUAGUGACCACGAUGAAAGACCAUGAAAGAGUAUUAUUUCAUCGUGGUUCACUUUGCGGUAUGAAUAUUCUAUACAUCAUUCAACAUAUUAACUGAAUCUUAAACAAAAGAUAAUCAAAUCUGUAAAUGUUUAUGAUCCUGUCGAUGAAUACAUUUUACAGAAUGAUUUAAAUUCAAUCUAAUACCAAUAUUUCACUUAUUAAAGUCGUAGCUGUUUCAAAUUAAUUAUUUUCUUUAUUAGUUCCGGUGAUUCGAUUUGCUGAUCGAUGUACAGUUGAAGAGAGGAUUUUAUUUCACAGUGUAUAUGAAAUGCGUGUGUAUGAAAAAGUGCGCCUGCUAAAUAGAAAUCGUGGAGAGGAAAAGUUGACUAUAAUGUCAGCCUAAAAUUCCAUGGAUAAAAGUUACAUAAGAUGUAUAUAAAAGAUAUGUUUUAAUCAUGUAAUCCUCUGUGUGAUUCAUCUCGUCGAAGACGAGUCUAAAAUAAAUUUUUCGAUCAAAUGAAAGAAACAAAAAUGAA